Molecule: messenger RNA, 1560 nt
Organism: Aspergillus versicolor CBS 583.65
Lineage: Eukaryota; Fungi; Ascomycota; Eurotiomycetes; Eurotiales; Aspergillaceae
Exons: 7
Coding region: 1-1560 (519 amino acids)
Biological process (GO): secondary metabolic process
Molecular function (GO): CoA-ligase activity
Source: RefSeq, a predicted model, not a curated record
AUGGUAUACACCGCAGAGUCCUUGCGCUACCCGGAAGGGACAACACUGCCGCAGCUUCUGCUUGAGCACAACGUGAACGAUGUAUUCGCCGACAAACCCGCCAUCAUUGACGGUGUAUCCGGAAAGACAGUGUAUACCUACAGCACCUUUCGGACUGCAGUGAGGAGGUUGGCCAACUACCUUCGAACCGCGAUCGGCGUCCGUAGCGGCAGCGUCGUGGCGAUUCUGGCGUCAAAUAGAAAUGACUUCCCUGUGCUUGUGCAUGGGAUUUUGGCAGCUGGUGGUGUUGUUUCGGCAUUCAACCCUUUACAUCAGGCGCCGGAGAUAGCUCAUUACCUGCGUAUCGCACGCCCCACUAUCGUAAUAGCAGAGCCCUCUCUGACGACCACAUUGACAGAGGUGCUCUUGGUUGCGAAUCUGGACUAUAAACCGGACCUGUACUUGCUGUCAUCCCGCGCAGAUCACGGAGCAUCUUGGAGGGUAUUUGACCUUUAUAAUGCUAUUAAUGAUGGCUCAGACGUGCCCCUCCUCCCAGAGCUACAGAAAAGCCAGUCCAAAAGUAACUUGGCGUUUAUCUGCUUCAGCUCUGGCACGACAGGGCCGAUGAAGGGGGUCUAUCUCUCGCACGACAAUAUAGUCUCGAAUAUCUUCCAACACCGACAGAGAUUGCACGGAAUGUUCGGUCCUGGAAAUACCACAGUUGCAGCCCUCAUCACUCCUUUCUUUCACAUCCUUGGGCUCGGCGUAUUUGGUAUCACAAUUGUUGUUUUCCCCAAGUUCGAGUUGCCGGUGCUUCUCAACGCCAUUCCCCGCGACCGCAUUAGCCAUAUCAAUAUCGUGCCGCCCAUUGCCCUGAGACUGCUCCAGUCAACCAACGAGAGAACUGACUUCUCCUCCGUGAAAUGUCUUAUCAAUGCAGCCGCCCCACUGAAGGAAGUAGUGUCGUCAGAAUUGUCGCGUCGCAUGGGGUGUACUAUCACUCAGUGGUAUGGCAUGACCGAGGCAAGCCCCAGUGUCAUCUCCCAGCAAGACGAUGAAGUAGCAAUGACUGGCACAGUUGGCAGGCUGUUACCUGGCAUGUCAAUGAAGGUAAUUGGUGCAGACGGCAAAGAAUGUGAAUCAGGAUCGUCUGGAGAGCUUCUAAUCAAGGGUCCCAACAUCAUGCGUGGCUAUGUUGGAUCCUCUGCUGAGCACUCUAUCGACACCUUUGCUGAUGGGUAUUUCAAAACGGGGGAUAUUGGAUAUGUCGACGAGCAAGGCUAUGUGUUCCUCGUCGGUCGCUCCAAAGAGCUGAUCAAGGUCAAUGGUAACCAGGUUGCGCCCGCCGAACUAGAGGCCAUUUUGCUCAGCCAUCCGCAGGUGCGUGAUGCGGCUGUUAGAGGAAUCAACUUUCCAGACCAAGGAACUGAGUAUCCCGCGGCCUAUGUUUGCGUGGGCCCCGAUGUUGUUGACCAAGGGCAGUUAAAAGUCGAUCUUGAGGCGCUCGUCAACAGCCAGGUGGUCAGGUAUAAAUGGUUACGAGGUGGAGUUCACGUUGUCCCAACAAUCCCUAGGAAGUGA